AGAUAUAUGUCACCAAGUUCUUGAUCUCUACUCACCAAAUAGAUCAGAAACAGGAUCAACUUCUGGUGACACUGCUCUCGUCAUGCCUGGAGCUACUCCUCGACGACCAUCAACACCAACACAGGCAAGCAGUGCAGCUCCACCUCCUGCCAAGAAGGUUAAGAAAGAAGAAGUGAAAUCCUCUCCUGCCAAGACAGAAAAUACUACUCCCUCACAAUCCUUCCAGUACCCCUACCAGUAUUCAAAUUAUCCUUCAUCUUAUCCUUCCCAAAGUUCAUCUCAGGGAACUUCUACUGCUGCUACCCAGCGGUACCCAUAUUCUUACCCUCCAUCUACUACUCAAGGGCCACCUCCACAGGCUCCUCCUCAGGCACCCCCUCCAGCAUAUCAACCACCUCAAAGACACUACCCCCCACCUGCUGCAUGCUACAUGCCAAGCUGCUGCUGCUCCUCCACAUUAUACUUCACAACCUCCACCGUCUCAUUAUUCUACAACAAAUCAUCCUCCUGCUUCUUACCAUCAAGCAUCCACCACAACACAUUACCCCACCCCACCCACAAAUCAACCACCUCCUCAGAGUCACUACCCUCCUCCUCCUCAUGGGUCUACCUCCUCUUCAUAUUAUGCACCACCACCUGCUUCUACUAAUCCAACUAGCUAUCCAACAGCGGGUCCAUCCUCAUCAUAUCCACCUCCAAAUUCCUAUUCUCACUCAAGUUCCAGACAAUACUGAGUAUUUUCUUAUUCGUCACUAUGCCCUGUUCUUUUUAGACUACGACUGUUAUGUAUUAUAUGUUAGUCCUGCAUAUAAUUUUUAUCAAACUGAAAUAAAAUAAAGUUUAUUGCAAAAUAUUAUUUUCAGGAUAAUGGUCAAAUUACCAUGUGUGUACAUUAAAAAUUAGUAAAGUUUAAAUAUAAAUUUCAGUCAAGUUUCAGUAUAUCAAAACAAGCUUCAUUAUAAAUUUCAAUAAAUAGUUUUAGUAUGAAUGUAGAUACACAAUUUCAAUAAUUGUUUUGUACAAAAUUAUUGAUGUUAGUGUUAUGUAUAAUAAUUGGUUAUGUAAAAUAAAUUCCUUGAACCACGUAUUCAAAGCAAAAAAUUUACUUCACAAUAUCAGGAUAGCAUAAUGAAAAUGUACAAUUGCUUAAACCAUAAUAUAGUAUACAUAUUUCAGGCAAGGCUGGAGAAACUAUUAUAAAACCAUGUCACAUUCUUUAAAUGCUAAUAUUACUAGUAGCUAAGUAUCAGAACAUAGGUUUGAAACAUUAUAUGGGAAAAUCUAACAGCUAUACAAUUAAAAUCUGAAUUUUUUAGUCAUGCAUGCAUCAGAAAUGUGAUUAGGUUACAUGGUUAUAAUAACUGCAGGUACAGCUGUAGUUUGAUUAUAUGCUGAUAUUUUUUAGUAUAUAUUUAAGUUCUAUUGUGCACUAUGACCUAUACAUGUUAAGAGCUUGUUUUCUACUAUGACAAUUUCUUAUAAAUUAUUAUUCCUAUUAUAAUAAUUGGUUCUGUUUGUGAAUAAAUUAUCCACCAUUUACACUGCAUGCAGGAAUUUUGAUAUUUUCAUAAAUUCCUAAGGUAAAUCACUGGUAAAUAUUGAGUUGCCCAGUCUAUAAGACAUUUCAUAGGGCUUCCCAAUUAAUGUACAAAUGUUUGCUCAAAAUAAAAAUAUAAAUUAUGUGCAUAACUGACGGCAGCAUUAAAAAUCUUGCUAAGUGUCUGUUAUAUUAUUAUGUAUAAGGAAAAAGGGCUAAACCCAUAGGGGUUAAAUGCACAAAGAGUCUAUGCUUCUGUAUUAAAUUGCUGUGAUAUUUGACUGGCAAUUUAGUUAGCUGCUUCAAAAUGUGUAUAAAUCAUAUAUUUAGGUAAAUAAAGUGAAUGGUAAAGAA
Cherax quadricarinatus is the source of this 1891-nucleotide messenger RNA. Lineage: Eukaryota; Metazoa; Arthropoda; Malacostraca; Decapoda; Parastacidae. The record is from RefSeq and is a predicted model, not a curated record.